Molecule: messenger RNA, 1656 nt
Organism: Closterium sp. Naga37s-1
Lineage: Eukaryota; Viridiplantae; Streptophyta; Zygnematophyceae; Desmidiales; Closteriaceae
Source: the annotation of a GenBank genome assembly
AUGGAUGGUAUGAGUUUCGACUUUUUGUCACAAGAGGAGGACGAUUUUUUGUUCCAACUCGCGGUGACAGGGUCAGAAACCCAUGAUAUGCUAGCAGAACCAGUAGUAGAAUUUGAGAAAAGUGCCGGCGAACAGGGUAUUAAAGAUGAUGAUGGCGCGCCGGUCGAUGCUUCCGAGACUGAUCUUGGAGACGAACAGCGCGCUUACGACGAACUUAAAGCCCUCCUGGACGCCACGAGCGCCACGGCGAGCGCUUUAAUCAGUACCCGCGACGCGAAGGAAAGUCAAGAAGGUUCUGUUUCGCCAGGCGGCGGUAGGGCCGGGUUGGGGAUAGCGUUAAGCGGAACUCUUAGCGACCCGCAGUUGGCGCUGCAGCAGGUCCAGUGGCUGGAACGCGCGUCGUGCGCUCUCACCAAGUUCCUUCCCCUUCUAGCUACGAGCAUACGGGACGGCGCUACUGCUAACAGCGCUGCGAGCACCAGCACCAAGGCGCUUCAGAAGACCGUCGCGGAGCAGGCAGCAGCAACUGCCGGCUCGCCGGGUUUCGUUGCACAGAUGCUUUCUGCCAUGUCGGAGCCGCAAGGCGCCGUGGACGGAGCAGACGCGUCGGACGAGCCCGCGUCGCAGCAGCAGCAGCAGCAGCAGCAGCAGCGGAAGAUUGCUGAAGAGGAGGAGGACGCGGCAGCGCUGUUCCAGAGCCUGCAGCGCGACAUUGGCAUGGCGCCAGGCGAUGAGGGCAGCGACUCCACCGUGCUACAGCCUCUACAGCCGUUGUCGCAAUCGCUGCCACCAGGUCACGUUCUUGACAUAGCUAUUCCGGAAGGAGCGCCACCAGUGGAGUCUGUCUACGCAGGGGACAAUUGCAUCAGCGCUGCACCAGUGGAACUUGGUGCUGCUGCUUCAACGGAUGCAGCAUAUGCGUUCCCCAUCGGCUCUGCUACUUCCGUGGUCGACAAAGAUAAUCUCAAUGCGCCAAGGCCUCUCUCGUUCCAUCAGGACAUGGCUGGUCACAACAGCAUGUGCAUGGAUAAGGGACCUGGGAUCCCUGCUGCUGCGCUGCUCGACAGCGUGCCAUACGCAAUGCUCGCCGGAAACUCGGGAUCCCUGCUUGGGUCUGCUAUCCAGAAUUUCACUGUCCCGUACCUGGUGCUGGAACACUCUCAGCCUAAGCUCCCCCAUGUGACGUCUACUGCAGUGGCGACGUCGCUGCUUGCACACCUGGCUGGGUCCCAUCCGUCCAGCCCCGCAUCAGAGACCUCUUCUGCGCCUGUUGUCGAACCUGCUGCCUUGCUUCCUCGCUACAAAGGACCCCACUAUAAGGGAGUUCGCCAGAGAAGGUGGGGACGCUGGGUUGCUGAGAUUCGCGAGCCACGCAGGCGUAGCCGCAUUUGGUUGGGUAGCUAUGAUGAGCCUGAGGAUGCAGCCCGAGCAUAUGACACGGCUGCUCGACUCUUGAGGGGCAAAAAGGCCCGACUUAACUUCCCUGCAAGCAACGCUUCUGCACCACUUCCACAUGCUGCCGCAGAAGCGGUGCUCCGCGCUUUGAGGAGGAUGCAAGAGACGCAGGAAACGCCCAAGUCACCAGGUGCGUGCAUGCGAUUGGUCAACAGCCGCAAGGAAAACCAGGCGCACCAGUCCGCGUUUCUCUCGAACUGA